Messenger RNA from Populus nigra (black poplar), 5208 nucleotides. RefSeq names its product probable phosphoinositide phosphatase SAC9. The coding region runs from base 141 to 5048 and encodes 1635 amino acids. Gene Ontology annotation, molecular function: protein binding; phosphatase activity. Lineage: Eukaryota; Viridiplantae; Streptophyta; Magnoliopsida; Malpighiales; Salicaceae. The record is from RefSeq and is a predicted model, not a curated record. The transcript has 14 exons.
GGGACUCAUGUGUGACUUCCUGAAUAAACCCAAUAUGCUUUAUCUAGUUUUCUCCACUAUUCCAUGAUUUUCUCGUCUCUAUCUCUCGCGUUCUUUUUCAAAGCUUCAGAAUUUCCGUUCUGGUUAUUGAUUAAGGGCGCAUGGAAUCACCCGUUGGUGGUUCAAGACUCACAUCUGUGGUUGUUGCAACCCUGGAUAGUGGUGAAGUUUACAUUAUUGCCAGCUUGUCUUCUAGAACUGAUACUCAAGUGAUAUAUGUUGACCCAACAACAGGGUUGCUUCGAUUCAGUGGGAAGUUAGGUUUUGAUGUCUUUAAAUCUGAAGAUGAAGCUUUAAAUUACAUUACAAAUGGAUCACGAUGGCUUUGCAAGAGUACUACAAAUGCGAAGGCGAUAUUAGGAUAUGCUGCCUUAGGAAGCUUUGGGCUGCUUCUUGUAGCUACAAAGUUGACUGCCAGCAUUCCAAAUUUGCCUGGUGGAGGAUCUGUGUAUACAGUAACAGAGAGCCAAUGGAUCAAAAUAUCUCUUCAAAAUCCUCAGCAGCAGGGUAAAGGGGAGGUGAAAAGUGUUCUAGAGUUAACCGAGCUUGACAUUGAUGGGAAGCACUACUUCUGCGAGACAAGAGAUAUCACUCGACCUUUUCCAAGUCGUAUGCCCUUGGAAAAUCCCGAUGAUGAAUUUGUUUGGAACGGAUGGUUUUCAAUGCCUUUCAAAAACAUCGGGCUUCCACAGCACUGUGUCACACUCCUGCAGGGCUUUGCAGAAUGUCGAAUUUUUGGAAGCUCAGGGCAGUCAGAAGGGAUUGUUGCUCUAACAGCUCGCCGUAGUAGACUGCAUCCUGGUACUCGAUACUUGGCGAGGGGGAUAAAUUCAUGUUUUAGCACAGGAAAUGAAGUGGAAUGUGAGCAACUUGUAUGGGUGCCAAAGAUGACUAGUCAGAGUGUUCCUUUCAAUACAUACAUUUGGAGACGAGGGACAAUUCCAAUUUGGUGGGGUGCAGAAUUGAAGAUGACUUCUGCAGAAGCAGAGAUUUAUGUUUCAGAUCGGGAACCUUAUAAAGGAAGUUCACAGUACUAUCAGAGGUUGAGUAAACGAUAUGAUGCUCGCAGUUCUGAUAUAGCUGUUGGGGAAGGUCAGAAGAAAAAACCUUUUGUUCCAAUUGCAUGCAUCAACUUGCUUAGGAAUGGAGCAGGAAAGUCAGAAGCUCUUCUAGUUCAUCAUUUUGAGAAAUCUUUAAGCUAUAUAAAAUCAACUGGAAAACUUCCCUAUACGCGAAUACAUCUUAUAAAUUAUGAUUGGCAUGCCAGUGUAAAACUAAAUGGUGAACAACAAACAAUUGAAGGACUGUGGAAACUUCUCAAAGCACCCACUGUGGCUGGUGGCAUUUCUGAAGGGGAUUAUUUACCUUCACGACAAAGACUUAAUGAUUGCAGGGGUGAAAUCAUCUAUACUGAUGAUUUUGCAGGUGCCUUCUGCUUAAGAUCACAUCAAAAUGGAGUCCUCCGUUUUAACUGUGCAGAUUCCUUGGAUAGAACCAAUGCUGCUAGUUAUUUUGGCGCUCUACAAUGUUUUGUGGAGCAAUGCAGGAGGUUGGCCAUAUCACUUGAUAGUGAUUCGACAUAUGGUUAUCAGUCAGUCAAUAACUAUGGCGGAUAUACAGCUCCUUUGCCACCAGGCUGGGAGAAACGAUCUGAUGCAGUCACAGGGAAAACAUAUUAUAUUGAUCACAACACUAGAACUACAACAUGGAAGCAUCCAUGUCCAGAUAAACCUUGGAAGAGAUUUGACAUGUCAUUUGAGGAGUUUAAGAGUUCAACAAUUUUAUCUCCUCUAUCUCAGCUAGCAAAUCUUUUCCUUCUUGCUGGUGAUAUCCAUGCAACACUUUAUACGGGUUCUAAAGCUAUGCACAGUCAAAUUCUUAGCAUAUUCAAUGAAGAAGCAGGAGGAAAAUUUAAACAGUUUUCUGUAGCUCAGAAUUUUCAAAUCACUUUACAGAGAAGAUAUAAAAAUGUACUUGUAGAUAGCUCUCGUCAGAAGCAGUUGGAGAUGUUUCUUGGAUUGAGACUUUUCAAGCAUCUUCCAUCAGUUCCAGUUCAACCUCUAAAUGUUCCUUCUCGACCUUCUGGUUUCUUUCUUAAGCCAGUCCCCAACAUCACUCCAAGUUCCAAUGGUGGGUCCAGUCUUCUGAGUUUCAAGAGAAAAGACUUGAUAUGGGUUUGCCCACAAGGUGCUGAUGUGGUUGAACUUUUUAUCUAUCUUGGUGAGCCUUGCCAUGUCUGUCAGCUUCUUCUAACAGUAUCUCAUGGGGCAGAUGAUUCCACUUACCCAUCAACUGUUGAUGUGAGGACGGGACGCUACCUAGAUGGGCUUAAACUAGUUGUGGAGGGUGCUUCCAUACCUCAGUGUGUAAAGGGGACAAACCUUUUGAUACCCUUGCCAGGACCAAUUAAUGCUGAGGAUAUGGCUGUUACUGGAGCUGGUGCACGCCUUCACGCCCAUAAUACAUCAACCUUGCCAUUUUUGUAUGAGUUUGAAGAACCAGAGGGAGAGCUGGACUUCCUAACUCGUAUAGUGGCAAUUACAUUUUAUCCUGCUGUUUCUGGAAGGAGUCCUCUGACUCUUGGCGAGGUAGAGAUCCUUGGAGUUUCUCUUCCAUGGAGAGGAGUUUUCAGCAAUGAAGGCCCUGGUGCAAGAAUAACUGAACUUGCCAAAAAAACUCAUGAGGAAUCCAACCUAUUUGUGUCCAGUACCGAAACCAAUCCAUUUUCCAGCGCUUCUCUAUCCAAUGAUAUAACCCCAUCAAUUCAAAAAAGUGAUUCUGCAAACUGGCUUGAUCUUUUGACUGGAGAUAACAUGUUUUCUGAUGCUCUUUCUCAACCAGUGAUGCAGUACGAUGUACAUGAGGGGAGUGACAACAUGUUUUCUCAUCCUCUUUCUCAACCAGUAACCCAAAACAAUCUACAUGAGGAAAAUGACUUGCUUGGUUUUUUGGACCAAGCUGUAACUGAACAUCGCAGUACUGUAGCUGAUGAUAAGCUCUCUUCAUCACAAGAUAGCAGUGCCCAGAAGUACAUCAACUGUCUAAAAUUAUUUGCAGGGCCACAAAUGGGAAAAAAAUUGAACUUUGUGGAAGCUAUGAGGCUUGAAAUUGAAAGACUCCGGCUUAAUCUUUCUGCUGCUGAAAGGGAUAGAGCUUUGCUGCCAUUUGGAAUUGAUCCUGCUAUGAUAAAUCCAAAUGUUUUGAUGGAUGAAUCAUAUGUGGAUAGGUUGUGUAAAGUUUCAAACACCCUUGCUUUGCUUGGACAAGCUUCUCUGGAAGACAAACUUAAUGCUUCUAUUGGUCUUGGGACUGUUGACAGUAAUGUGGUAGAUUUCUGGAAUGUUAAUGGAAUUGGGGACCACUGUUCUGGGCGCAUGUGUGAGGUGCGUGCUGAAACAACAGCACCUGCACCUGCACCCUCUGCAGUUUCUUCUGUGGGAGCUUCAAAAUCUAUCUUGUCGUGUUCUGAGUGCAAAAGAAAUGUUUGUAAAGUUUGCUGUGCUGGGAGAGGAGCUCUUUUGCUCAAUAACUCAGGGGAGGUUGACAGCUCCACUAAUCGUUCUGUAACACUGGAUAGUGUUGUUUGUAAACAAUGUUGCAGUGAUAUAGUACUCCAUGCUUUGAUAUUAGACUAUGUAAGGGUUCUGAUUAGCUUGCGAAGAAGAGACCGUUCCGAUAGGGCUGCAUGUAAGGCUUUGGACCAGGUUGUAGGGUCUUCCUUGAGGGACUUUGUUCCUGAAAAAAGUCAGUCUUCUAAUCGUCAGCAAACUGUUAGGAUCCUACACCAUUUGCUUUCUGGGCUGGAAUCACUUGCUGAAUUUCCAUUUGCUAGUUUCUUACACUCGGUUGAAACAGCAAAAGAUUCAGCACCAUUUUUGUCAUUACUUUCUCCAUUGAGUUCUGGAUCACGGCAGUUAUACUGGAAAGCUCCUCCAACUGUCACCUCUGUUGAUUUUGUUAUUGUUCUUGGCACCCUCUCUGAUGUCAGUGGAGUUAUCUUGCUUGUUAGUCCCUGUGGCUAUUCUGUAACUGACGCUCCCACAGUUCAAAUCUGGGCCAGCAAUAAAAUACAGAAGGAAGAAAGGUCAAGCAUGGGAAAAUGGGACGUCCAGUCCUUGGCCACCUCUUCCUCGGAAAUUUAUGGACCAGAAAUGUUAGGUGCAGAGGAUAAAGUACCUAGGCAUGUGAAAUUUACCUUUAAGAAUCCUGUUAGAUGUCGAAUCAUUUGGAUAACACUGCGACUUCAGCGACCUGGAUCAAGUUCUGUUAAUUUUGAGAAAGACUUCAAUCUUUUGUCCCUUGAUGAAAACCCAUUUGCACAAGCAAAUCGACGUGCCUCUUUUGGUGGAGCAGUUGAAAAUGAUCCAUGUCUUCAUGCCCGAAGAAUUCUAGUGGCAGGAACUCCAGUAAAAAACGAGACGGGGCUUACAUCGCAAAGCCCUGAUCAGAUGAAUUUCAAUAGCUGGCUUGAUAGGGCUCCACAACUGAGUAGAUUCAAGGUUCCAAUUGAGGUCGAGAGACUCUUUGACAAUGAUCUUGUCCUGGAACAGUAUUUGCCUCCUGCUUCUCCUUUGCUUGCUGGAUUUCGCCUAGAUGCUUUCAGUGCAAUUAAGCCUCGAGUUAGCCAUUCUCCAUAUUCAGAUAUUGAUAUAUGGGAUACAUCAGUCACAUUUUUAGAAGACAGACACAUCUCUCCUGCUGUGCUGUAUUUACAAGUAUCUGCACUCCAGGAACCAAACAACAUGGUUAUUAUUGGUGAAUACCGACUACCAGAAGCCAAGGCUGGAACUGCAAUGUACUUUGAUUUUCCCAGACAAAUACAAACCCGUAUGGUUUCGAUCAAACUUUUAGGGGAUGUUACAGCAUUCACAGACGACCCAGCAGAAGUGGACGACUCCAGUACAAGAACUUCACUGGCAGCAGGGUUGUCUCUGGCGAACAGAAUUAAGUUAUAUUACUUUGCUGAUCCUUAUGAACUUGGGAAAUGGGCUAGCCUUUCUGCAAUUUGAAUAAUCAUUCAUGCACGAGGAGAAGGUUUGAGAAUUGAUGGUGGUUGUUUUUUGGUUGCUAUUUAAUUUUUACCAUUUUUGUUUGUUGUAUAUUAGGAAAAUGUAAUAGUGGUGAUAUAUUCAUUGAUGCAAUAAUAUAAUUGGUUCUUGGGAAUCAUAA